GUUCUGUAAUGGGCAGAGAGAUUUAUCCAUUACGGAGAAAUGGGUGCAUGAUAUGCUUGGCGCUGUACGGAGUUGAAUGAGCAGAGAGUCGGGAAAAGAAAACAAGAAAGAAAGAAAGAAAUCAUCAUGGGAUAAUAUAAGUUAUAAUGGCGGAUCGAUCUCCGGCUCUGCCUCUGCCUCUCCCUCCGCAGGAGAUGGGGGCUGCGCCAUGGCCUGUGCUACUGCAACUACAGAGCUGAGGCGAAUAUAAUAUAUAUAUAUAUAUUAUGAAUGAACAAAAUCUAUUGGUU
Messenger RNA from Linum tenue, 290 nucleotides. The record is from the annotation of a GenBank genome assembly. NCBI's taxonomy places the organism in Eukaryota, Viridiplantae, Streptophyta, Magnoliopsida, Malpighiales, Linaceae.